AAUUAAGUUGCGUUAAAAUAGGUUUUUCUACUUAAAAUAUGUUUUUAGUUACACGAAUUCAACUUUAGUAAGGAAUUUUACUUAAGUUGUAAAGUCGAAUUGUUUUGAUUGGUCAGUUAAUGAUCCGGAAGACCUAAGCCAAUCAGAAACGUCGUAACAAACGUAAACAGGAAAGGAUAUUCUUCUACCGCCAUUUACAAUUUUGCAAUGGAUCGGUUACAACGCACGCAUUUACCUACAGCUGACAGUGUUCUUGAAAGAGUUUCAAUAACACUCAGAGAUGUACAGAGAGGCAAACAGAACGGCAACCUUGACGUUUCUGCAGCUCGCACCCAGAUCGCCAGUCUUCUUACAAACUUGCAGAGACUUGAGAAUGACCACACCGUCCCAGAUGAUUUACUGAAGAGCACCAUCCAGUCAGUAGUGUUAGUCAGAGAUAGUCUCCCUGAUUUGACUCAACAUGCUCAACACAGCAGUCAUUCAGUUGAUCGUUAUGAGGACACAGUACCAAACCCUCACGGACGUGGCAGAGAUCUAUGUGACAUUGACAUCAGCAAACUACAACAGCUAAUUGAUAUGGGAUAUACAGUGAAAGAGAUAGCAGAGAAAGGUUUACUAGGUGGUGUCCUUCAUCCCAACACACUAUAUAGCAGAUUGAGAUCCAACAACAUGCAGAUCAGAUCAUCAUACACAGAUAUUAGUGACGACGACUUGCAUUCUAUUGUUGCAGAAUACAACAGAGACCACCCUAAUUCAGGUAAAUUCAAACACAGAUUUAAGGUUUAAUUCAUAUCUCCAUUGCAAAAUAUCUGUAUUUCUGAUAAAUUGAAAAUUCUCUUUGUUAUCUCCAGAGCUUAAAAUGUUAUUGCAUACUCUGUAUACAAUGCAAUGAUAACUUGUGAAGUAAAGGGGUCAUUUGGGUCAUACCUAGGAAUCUCUGCAAAUUAAACAAAGUAUUGAUAAAAAUGAAGAUUUUCCUUAAUUAAAUCUCAAUCGAUCCAGAUACAAUGCACAUAGAUCUACAACACUUAAAGUCAUAUGAAAAGAACUGCUGUUAAAAAAUCUUUGUAGAUUUGAAUCGACUACAUUAAACUGGUGCUGAAAUUAGCCCGCUCAUUUAUGCUUGAACUCACAUUAUCUGACAUUGAAUUAAAUAUGUGUCAUUUUGCCUUUGUUUCUAAUUUGUUUU
Molecule: messenger RNA, 1189 nt
Organism: Dreissena polymorpha
Lineage: Eukaryota; Metazoa; Mollusca; Bivalvia; Myida; Dreissenidae
Exons: 2
Coding region: 208-786 (192 amino acids)
Source: RefSeq, a predicted model, not a curated record